AUGCCAUUCAAUUUACCAUGAAAAAACAUUGGUUUUCUUGUCUUUAGUCCCCUUCACAAAUUCAAGAAUUCCAUCAAAAUUUUAGACUCAAAGAGGAAAAUGGAAAAACCUCUCUCCCCCCACAAAGAAAAGUCGCUAUAUUUUCACCAUUGCCAAAAUUUCAAAUAAUCUUUCCCUCACUUCUCUUUCCUCUUGCACACCAUUUUCUCUGGCAUCAAUCAAUCGAUCUUCAACUUCAGUUCUUCCGAAAAGGGAAUCGAAAAACCCUAAUUUUUGCACCCGUCAGUUCAAUUUCUUGAUACCGUCUCUGUAUUCUCUCUCGCUCUCUCACACACACGCGCGCGCGCACACGAGCACUCGUGCUUUCACCGAAAGAGUAAUGCUCGUGCACCAAAUCUGGAGUUAAUGUGUUGAUUCCCGUAAAGGGUCUCAAGAGCAAUCAUUUUAUUCAAUUCUAUCACAGCACCCCGAAAGUUCAUUUCUUUUGAUUUUGUUUUCAAUUAUACCUUUUUUUUCUCCUUUGAUUUCAUGGCUGCUGCCUCUUUGGGUCGAUGAAGUAAUAAAUAUCAGAAAAAGGUGUGGGUGAGCUUUUUUCCUCUGUACUGACAGCGGAAAUUGAUUCAUAGUUCAGUUCAAAUCAGUGCUCGAGCAAUGCCGGACGACUUGAUAAUGCACUUCUCCAAUUCUUCUAACCAAUCGGAUCAAUCCUCGAAGAUUGCAAAGCUCGAGGCCCGGUUGGUCGGCAGACCUUCAUCUGCAAUUGCCUCACAGGCCCAAGCCCCGGCCCAGCUGAAUUCGUGGCCCACCCCAGCCAAGUUUGUAGAGACGGGAGACAGCCUGCCCGACUCUUUUGCCGACAGCGAUGAUUCUGAUGAUAAUGGAGGACCCUACCUUAUACAAGCAAAUACUCAAAAACGGCGAAAGCUCGAAGAAGAUAGUUCCCCUGUUGGUGAACAUGUUGAGGAUGGUAAUAUAUCAGAGAAUAUACAGCUGACAGCGCCUGAUACUAGACAAAAAAUCAUAGAAACAGUAGACUCGGACAAGGCUGUAGCAGAAGUGAGUAAAAGAAAACAGGGCCGUGGAAGGGCGAAUUCUUCAGGUAGAGGCCGUGGCAGUCGAGCAAAAAAUCAGAUAACUUCUCCAUCAAAUGGCCAGGUCGUAAACUCACAUCAAAAGGAUGAGUUAUUCAAAGAGCGACUUGGGCACGAUAGCCAGUCAUCAUCAGAGGAUGAUGCGAAUUCAUUACGCGCUAAGGUUGCAUUAUUGGGGGAGGAGCUGACAAAAUCACGUGAGGAGGCUUCUGACUAUCGUAAUAAGUGUGAAUGCCUUGAAAAGGAGCUGAAGGAUGUGAAAGACUAUGAGCAGCAGCUGAAGCCUAAGAGAAUGAAAGUGAUAUCCGAUUUGCUGAUAUCUGUAUCCAAAGCCGAAAGACAUGAGGCAAGGAUGAAAGUACGGCAAGAUUCCUUGAGACUUGGCAAUGUGGGUGUGAUAAGAGCUGGGACAGUCAUAUCCGAGGCAUGGGAAGAUGGACAAGCACUAAAGGAUCUCAAUGCUCAUCUUAGGAGUUUGUUGGAAACAAAAGAGGCCAUUGAGAGGCAGAGAAAAUCUCUGAAGAAACGCCAACCUGAUAAGGGCGAUGCAUCUGAAUCUGAGGGUGGGGUUCAAGAAGAAGAUAUUCUCAUUCAGGACGAAAUAUUCAAGUCUCGUCUAGCCAGCAUCAAGCGCGAAGAGGAAGCAGUUAUGCGCGAAAGAGACCGUUAUGAACUGGAGAAAGGGAAACUUAUACGUGAAAUGAAACGUAUAAGGGAUGAAGAUGGCUCUCGUUUUAACAAUUUUCAGAUAUUAAAUCAGCGUUAUGCUCUCUUAAACCUUCUGGGCAAAGGAGGGUUUAGUGAGGUUUAUAAGGCUUUUGACUUGGUGGAGAAUAGAUAUGUUGCCUGUAAGCUUCACGGUUUGAAUGCUCAAUGGAGUGAAGAGAAGAAGCAAAGCUAUAUACGGCAUGCAAUUAGGGAAUACAACAUUCAUAAAACGUUGGUUCACCAUCACAUUGUUCGGCUUUGGGACAUUUUCGAGAUUGAUCACAAUACAUUCUGCACCAUCUUGGAAUACUGUAGUGGUAAGGAUCUUGAUGCAGUUCUUAAAGCAACGCCUGUUCUGCCAGAGAGAGAAGCUCGGAUCAUAAUUGUCCAGAUCUUUCAAGGCCUUGUUUACCUGAAUAAAAGAUCACAAAAGAUUAUUCACUAUGAUUUGAAGCCCGGAAAUGUUUUGUUUGACGAAUUAGGGGUGGCUAAAGUUACAGAUUUUGGUCUUAGCAAGAUUGUGGAAGAUGAUGUUGGAUCACAGGGCAUGGAACUUACUUCUCAGGGUGCUGGUACAUAUUGGUAUCUGCCUCCAGAAUGCUUUGAACUGAGCAAGACACCUCUCAUUUCCUCAAAGGUGGAUGUUUGGUCUGCAGGAAUCUUAAUGUACCAAAUGCUGUUCGGCAGAAGACCCUUUGGACAUGACCAGACACAAGAGCGGAUUUUGCGUGAAGACACAAUCAUAAAAGCUCGUAAAGUUGAGUUCCCUUCAAGACCAUCUGUAUCGACCGAGGCAAAGGAUUUUAUUCGCCGCUGUUUGACGUAUAAUCAAGCAGAAAGACCCGAUGUUCUAAGUAUCGCCCAAGAUCCAUACCUCAACUAUAUAAAGAAGUGAAUGAAUUAAACCGAAACUUAGUGAAAUUUUGUAUAGUCGUGUAGCAACCGUUGUGUGUUUUGUUUUCUCUUUUGCUUGUUGGGUGUUCUUUUUAAACACCUUUCCAG
This is a messenger RNA of Striga asiatica, 2801 nucleotides long. NCBI's taxonomy places the organism in Eukaryota, Viridiplantae, Streptophyta, Magnoliopsida, Lamiales, Orobanchaceae. The record is from the annotation of a GenBank genome assembly.